UACGAUGUCAAGUCAUGAUUCCAGGGUGCAAAGGGGCCAGUUAUUAGUUGGAAAUUUGGAAUAAAAGGACGAGCUCAACGUUGAUUAUUCUGACUGGUUGUAAAUUACGUUAGAAAAGGAAAUAAAAUACUAAAAUAUUGAUAACGAGUUUUAAAUUUUGAAAUUUUGUUUAAUCGAUUAAAACAAUGUUGAAUUGGAAACUUUGUCAAACUUAAUCAUCAAAAAUAUGAAAGCUGUCUAUCUGCCAUUGUUGGACCACAAACUUACUGAAACAGAUUUGAGAUGUUGAAUACUAUAAAAGUGUUUAAGAGAGAGUGAAAAACCCAAAUAUUAGCAUCCAUCCGAAUUGGGAAAGCGAGGAGACAGAAAGUUGUGCCCUUCCCGUCUUUGAAGGGAAGACAAGAAGAGAAAUGGGUGCUUCACAAUCAAUCUCAGAAAAAUCUAUCUAUGAAUUCACGGUCAAGGACGCCAAGGACAAAGACGUGGACCUCAGCAGCUUCAAGGGCAAGGUUCUUCUUGUAGUUAACGUCGCUUCAAAAUGUGGAUUUACGAAUUCCAAUUACACACAGUUAACUGAGCUUUACAACAGAUACAAAGACAAAGGUCUUGAGAUAUUGGCAUUUCCAUGCAACCAGUUUCUAAAGCAAGAGCCCGGGACCAGCCAGGAGGCAGAGGAAUUUGCCUGUACAAGAUACAAGGCUGAGUAUCCCAUUUUUAGAAAGGUACGCGUCAAUGGACCUGAUACCGCACCUGUCUACAGAUUCCUUAAAGCAAAGAAAUCUGGAUUUCUUGGUUCUAGGAUAAAGUGGAAUUUCACCAAGUUUUUGGUUGACAAGGAAGGGCAAGUCAUCCAGCGAUACGGUCCAACCACCUCACCGUUUGCCAUUGAAAACGAUAUCAAGAAGGCAUUGGGGGAGGCUUGAAAGACUCUAGAAUCACUUCAAAUUGGGCUCGUGUUGAAGAUACUUGGAACAAAAUAAAUGUAUAUUUUGUAGAUGUUUCUUCUAGUGAAUAUUUAUUACAUAUUUCAUGGCUAGGUUUUGUUUGUUGUAUUAUUAUUCUGUUUUGGCCUUGUGAUAGUAGUCGAUAUUUACAUGUUGAUUGAUGAACAUUGGUUUGAGUUGUUAAAUGUUUGUGGAAGCAUAAACGGAAAUGUGAAUUGCUCUUGGCUUGUAAAUGUAGUAGCCAUGCAUGGCAGUAUGUACAUAACCGAAGCCAGCAGGUUUUAGGCUUGCAGCCUAUAAAGUGAAAUAACAUUUUUUU
Messenger RNA from Abrus precatorius (Indian licorice), 1263 nucleotides. Its product is annotated as probable glutathione peroxidase 5. Gene Ontology annotation, biological process: response to oxidative stress. The transcript is spliced from 6 exons. Lineage: Eukaryota; Viridiplantae; Streptophyta; Magnoliopsida; Fabales; Fabaceae. The record is from RefSeq and is a predicted model, not a curated record. The coding region runs from base 411 to 923 and encodes 170 amino acids. Gene Ontology annotation, molecular function: glutathione peroxidase activity.